Molecule: messenger RNA, 1715 nt
Organism: Lepus europaeus (European hare)
Lineage: Eukaryota; Metazoa; Chordata; Mammalia; Lagomorpha; Leporidae
Gene: CD300A
Product: CD300a molecule
Exons: 7
Coding region: 19-930 (303 amino acids)
Cellular component (GO): plasma membrane
Molecular function (GO): transmembrane signaling receptor activity
Source: RefSeq, a predicted model, not a curated record
GACGCCUGUGUGGGAGGAAUGACCCCGCGGGGCCGGGCCAUGGGGCUGCGGUCAGCUCUGCUGCUUCUCUGGGUCCCAGGCUGUUUCUGUCUGAGCGGCCCCGGCACUGUGCAAGGCACCGAGGGGGGAUCCCUGAGUGUGCAGUGUUGGUACGAGGAAGAACACAGAGCUCUGGCCAAAUUCUGGUGCCGUCACCUGUGUUGGCCAGGGGGGGAGAUCGUGAAGACGAAACCGCCAGAGGUAGAAGCGCGGAGCGGCCGAGUGUCCAUCAGGGACCAUCCUGCAAACCUUACCUUCACCGUGACCUUGGAGAACCUCAGCAGCAAGGACGCGGGCACAUACCAGUGUGGAGUGGAUGAGCCAUUGAGGCUAGACACCAACUUCCUGGUGAAGGUGUUCGUGUCCCCGGCACCGACGAUGUCACCAACACCUGCAGCCAAGACCGUGACCACCACAGCGGGAGUUUCAGCUGUGUCGUCCACCACGCUGGCCCCUGUCACACCCAGCAGCCAGGAGGACUCCCACUGGGGCCCCAGCCCUGGGCUCCCCGUGAUGCUCUCCUUGUUAGCGCUGUUGCUGCUUCUCUUGGUGGGGACCUCGCUGCUGGCCCAGAGGAUGCUUCGGAGACCCGUCAAAGGUGGCCAGCACUCAGAGCCACCCCAGAGCACCGGGCAGGUGGUUGUGCAGAGUGAGCCCUACUAUGUGAAUCUGGAGCUGCAGCCACAGCGCCUGCGGGAGGAGCCAGCGCCUGCCAGGCAGGCGGAGGUGGAAUACAGCACUGUGGCCGCCCCCAGGGAAGAGCCUCACUACUCCUUGGUGACGUUUGAUGGACAGCUUCAGGAUUCCAGCGUCAGCAGGACCCCCGCCCAGAUGGGCUCCAAGCAGGAGCCCGAGUACAGCGUGGUUAGGAAGCCCAAGGGCGGCUCCUGAACAGACCCCGCCCCCUGGAGCCCCCUCCCCACCAUGGCGACUGACAGGCAGCUGGACUCCCAGGUGACGGUUGUCCCCUCCUGCCCCAUCAGCCGGGCUGGCUCCAGGCAGGAUGAGCAGGGCUGGGGUUCUGGGGGCCAGCAGGAAGCCCCCACCCCACUGGCCUCUUCCUCCUUACCCCUGCUUCCUUCAGCUCCUCCCCACUGUGGCUCCAGGGGGUGACAGCUCCUGCAGAGCAGCACCCGCAAAGAGCAUCGUCACUCGCAGCUCCGUAGACACUGCUGGGGCUGCCGCGAGUGGGGAGGCCGGGCAAGGCUGGAAGGAGAACGUGGAGGAAGAGGCUCACCCACAUACUAGGGGACAUGGAGACACCAAAGAGCCACUGCCUCCCCAUCUCACACAAGAAAACUGAGGCCCAGAGAGAGAAGGACCUUGUGUAUGGCCCCUGAAAGGAUGGCCUUUUCCUCUGGACUCUUAGAUAGCUUCAGCAGUUUUAUUUUAGUAUAAGAGACACAAACAGGGGUCGGUGCAGUGGUGUCGCAGGUAAAGCUGCCGCCUGCGAUGCCAGCAUCCCAUGUGGGCACCUGUUCGAGUCCCGGCUGCUCCACUUCCAAUCCAGCUCCCUGCUAAUGCACCUGGGAAAGCAGUGGAAGACGGCCCAAGUGCUUGGGUCCCUGCACCCACAUGGGAGACCUGGAAGAAGUUCCUGGCUCCCGACUUCAGCCUGGCCCAGCCCUGGCCAUUGUAGCCAUCUGGGGAGUGAGCCAGUGGAUAGAAGACCUCUC